AAAGGUCUACACAGGAAAAAAGGUGGUCCCACUCCGAAAACACCGUUUCCAAGCAGGCGGUCUCAACUUUUUCUCUCCCGUAUCGUUUCUUCGCUAAAAUGAUACAAAUCCAUUACCAAGCUUUCCUUUUGGACACAGCAUGUUCUUGUUAUCAGUCACUUGGAGUUUAGUGUCUGUUCUGUCGGACUAAAGUUUUAUAAAUCUGAGGUAAAAUGGAGAGAGGAGCUGAAUUUGGGCUGAGGAGGCUGGCCCUGGGAAUCUCUCCUUCUUCUUACUCCCUCCAUCGGCUGUAAGAAAACCCCUCUCGAGAUCAACAGCAAAUUUCUCAUUGCCUCUUAUUUGGACAGGUUGAAGCACUGAGGUUCAUUGUUGAAGUGAGUGUGGGACUGGAAGUUUCCUCUUGUGGCAUUUGCCGGUGUGACUCUGCACCGUGCACAGAUUGGAUAUUGCCUGUGAGAUGAGGAUGUGCUGUUGGCAACAGGAAGGAAGGAUUUUGACGUGAUGGGGUGCAGGACGAGUAAAGUCCUCCCAGAGCCACCCGCUGAUGUCCAACUAGACCUAGUCAAAAAGGUAGAACCUCAUCAGACCGAUGUCUACAAAAACUUUAUCAAAUAUGACGGUGGCGCUGAGAAAACGGCGUCCGCUCAGGACCAAUGCCAGGCUGCGGCAAAGGUGAGUCAAUCUCCUCCUCCGGCUACCGGCCAGCCGGAGCCGGCUGAUCCACACCGAAAGAAAGUUGCCAAAUACAGGGCCAAAUUUGACCCUCGAGUGACCGCUAAGUAUGAUAUCAAAGCUUUGAUAGGUCGGGGCAGUUUCAGUCGGGUGGUACGGGUGGAACACAGGAGCACGCGGCAGCCGUACGCCAUCAAGAUGAUCGAGACCCGUUACAGAGAGGGCAGGGAAGUGUGCGAAUCUGAACUCUGCGUCUUGAGACGCGUGCGGCACACCAACAUCAUCCAACUGAUGGAGGUGUUUGAGACGGCCGAGCGGGUUUACAUGGUGAUGGAGCUGGCCACUGGGGGAGAGCUGUUUGACCGCAUCAUCGCCCGUGGGUCUUUUACAGAAAGGGAUGCCACACGGGUACUGCAGAUGGUUCUUGAUGGGGUGAAGUACCUCCACAUGCUGGGCAUCACGCACAGGGACCUAAAGCCCGAAAACUUACUUUACUAUCAUCCUGGUGCUGAUUCUAAGAUCAUGAUCACAGACUUUGGCUUGGCCAGCACGAGGAAGAAAGGAGAUGAAUGUCUGAUGAAGACUACCUGUGGAACACCUGAGUACAUCGCUCCAGAGAUUCUCGUUCGCAAGCCAUAUACUAAUGCAGUAGACAUGUGGGCACUGGGAGUCAUCUCGUACAUACUGCUAAGUGGUACCAUGCCUUUUGAGGAUGACAAUCGCAUGCGCCUGUAUCGACAGAUUCUCAAAGGGAAAUACAGCUUCUCUGGGGAGCCAUGGCCAAGUGUUUCCAACCUCGCUAAGGACUUUAUCGACCGUGUCCUCACAGUGGAUCCUAAUGAACGGCUGACUGCGGGCCAGGCACUUAAACACCCUUGGAUUGUCAGCAUGGCUGCUUCCUCCUCCAUGAAGAACCUGCAGCGAUCCAUUUCCCAGAACCUCCUGAAGAGAGCCUCAUCACGCUGUCACAGUACCAAGUCAGCCCAAUCCACUCGCUCCAGCCGCUCCACCAAAUCUAGCAAGGCACGACGCGUUCGCGAGAAAGAACUGAGGGAACUCAACCGAAGAUACCAGCAGCAGUUGUAAUGGUUGACAAUAUGUGUCCUACUAGUUCAGACAAACAGUGGAGAGCGUUGGAGAGUGCAGAACAACACUGCAUCUCGAUUAAGAUGUCAACUUUCUCAUCACGGAGCCAAUUAGAAGAAAACUUCCUUUGAAACUUUCAUACGUUUUCUCUUUUUCUGCUGUUUCUCUCGUUUAUUACCUGUGUUUUAUUUAUUUAUUGUUGGUGUAUUUUCAUUGUCAUGUUGUCUUUUGAAAUUGUCUCAUUCAUCCUUUUAUCUGAUUGUAUCUGUUGAACAGAAGUUUUACUUUGCUGGAAGGACUGAGAAUACAUGUUGACUGUUUCAGACCUUCCUGAUUUUUGCUGUGAAUUAUUUGUUUUGGUACACUGUCAGACAAAAUAGUCAAAAAUAAUUUCUCAAGCUGUCACUGGGGUGAUAUCCUUUAAAAAGGUCCUAAUAUGUACCAUUUACAUACACUCUAAAAAAUGCUGGGUUGUUUUUAACCCAGGGCUGGGUCACUAUUGGACAGAACACACUGCCGGGUUAAAAUGACCCAACUGAUGGGUUAUUUUAACCCAACUGCUGGGUUGUUACAACAUGGAUGAUUGACAGUAAGCCAGCAAUUGGGUUAAAACAACCCAGCAGUUGGGUCAUUUUAACCCGGCAGUGUGUUCUGUCCAAUAGUGACCCAGCCCUGGGUUAAAAACAACCCAGCUUUUUUUAGAGUGUACAGAUAUGUAUACAUUUGGUACCAAUAUGUACCUUUGUUGUACUAAUAUGCACUCGUAGGCACCAAUAUGUGUUUUUGAGGUACCAAUAUGACCUCUUUAGGUGCAAUGGUGUACUUUUUGAAAGGGUACCGCCCCAGUGACAGCUAGGGACCAUUUUUUCUGACAGUGCAUCCACAAAGUCAGUUGCUCUUCUGAGAGGGGAAAUGUGCUGUUUAUGCAUUAUUAAAAAUAAACCAAAUGGCCUUAGAAAAGUAACCAUGCAGAUCACAUUUAUAAUGACAAUGCAAUCUCUUGAUAUCAAGGGGCUACAAUUGUUUUUCUUGUGCCUUCAUUUUGUUAAACUUUUCCUGCAACCCAGCUAAGAAAGAAAAUUUAAAUCUUAAGAAAAAUUAUUUUAGUAAAAUAGUUUUAAGACUCUUAAGUCUCAAGAUUUGCCUUAAGUCUUAAGAUUUGGUAAGUGAAAAACUCACUAUUCAAUUUUAACUUUAAAGUUUGUAGCAGAAUUGUGGCAGUCACCUUUGUAGGAUGAUUCAUGACUUACACUGUUGGAUCUGUCUUAACAUGCAUCCUGGUCAUUUAUCAUACUAACUAAUAUUGAUCACUCUGUGACAGUGGGUGGCUCAGUGGAUUAGAAGCCUGAGCUUUAUGCUUUGGUUUCUUUCAUUGACCCCAGUUAUUUUUCCUUGGAUAAGCCACUUGAACCACCAUGAGGUUUUUGUGACCCUCACAAGAAAUAUGCCCCCUGUUAGAAAAGAGCAGAAAUAUGCCAAAGACAUUCUCAUGUGCCUAUAUAAAAAGAGAACCAUUUGGGGAGAAAUUACUUCUCAUAAAAAUUUUUACUUUUAAAACUGUGAUAAUAUUGAGAAUUCUGGAAGUAUAUGUUUUAAAUAAAUCAAUUUUUGUGUAAUUUUAUAAAAAUAGCAAUAUUUUGGAUAUUUUAACAACAGUAUUUGACAAAAUAAAUACUUAAAACUUUGUUUUCUUUAACAUUAUUUUACAUCUAAGCUUGCGUAAUUCUCAAACAAACUUUAGAAAAUAAUGUUUUUUCUUCAAUUUUUUAUGUUUAUUAAUUAAAUUCAACAGUUUGUAAAAUAACUUUAAGUAUUCUGGGUUGUUUUUUCUAAGUUAAAAGUUAUUAGAAACACAUUUAACAUCAGUUUAAUGUUGCUUGAGGGGUCAUUUAUGAGUGUAAGGUCCAUCAUACAGUACAUUUUUCUUUCAACAAAAUCCACUAAAAUGCCUUGGUGCCAAAAAUGACUUUGGGUAAUUAUAUGUUUUGGGAAGACCACUGUUGUUAUUGUCUCUAUACCCCAAAUAGUUUUUCUUAAGAAAAGUGUUAUUGUAGCCUAUACAAGUGUUUGUUGUUCAGAUUUAUUCGAUUUACUAUUGAGUCUUAUUGAAAAUGGCAAUGAAAAUACUCUUAAAAGUGCAAAAAUAUAUUUGAUUUAGUCUUUCAUCAACAUGCAUGUAAUGUGUGUUUGUAGCUACAGUUGAAAUAAAACUUCAACUGUUGUUGGUUUAUUGAGUUUAAUCCAACAAUGUCUUUUGAAAAGAUUGUUUUUGUCUUUUUUUAAAUGAAUUGUUAUAGAAAAUGUUCAUUAACUUUUCAAAAUAGUGAAAUCAUUAAUAUUUU
Paramisgurnus dabryanus is the source of this 4100-nucleotide messenger RNA. RefSeq names its product protein serine kinase H1 (gene pskh1). The record is from RefSeq and is a predicted model, not a curated record. Lineage: Eukaryota; Metazoa; Chordata; Actinopteri; Cypriniformes; Cobitidae. Gene Ontology annotation, biological process: protein phosphorylation. Gene Ontology annotation, molecular function: protein kinase activity; ATP binding.